AUGGUUCAGUGUUUCGCUGUUUUACUGAUUCUCUGUUUUUCUGGGGGUUCACUGGGAACAACUACCUCACCUCAGCAACAAAACACCGCAAAGUUAAAAGAUUUAUGCGAGGUAAGAAGAGAGAACUAUUUUACCUUUCAAAAGAACUUUCACAAUAACGUUGCACGGGAGCCGCCUGCCACUGGACUCAUUGCUACCACUCAAAUACAUGUACGGGCUUUUGCACAGUUAUUCGUGUGCCAUCUUUAACUUGCACAAGUUAAUAUCCUAUCACAUAAACCGCAAAGAUAUUCACAUAAUACAGCUAACAUAUUUCAAUUGUCGACCUUUUUGUCCCUGCUUCAGAGACUAGGAAUUCAAACGACAGUUUUUCGAUAGCACACUUUCUUCACCACCGGCUAUUGUGCUCUUACAAAAGAAUUGAAGCGGCGGGUGGGUGACUAUUAGUUCAUUGUCACGAAUGUUUGGUCGAAACUUACAGAAACCUGACCUUCAGUCCAUGGGGAAAUAUUCUGUAAUCCUUUCAGAAAUCGCCGUUUUCAAGCACAUGCCACAACUUUUUUUCAAUUUCAUCGAGUAUAGUGCGUUUUCACUCAUGUGGCAACCAUCUGUGCAAAUUUAUUGGAACAAAAGAAAGAACGCCGUCUAGUUGUUUAGAAAUCCAGUAUGGCUGUUGUGACGUUACACGUGAAAACGCUCUAUUUUAAUAGAAAAACAAGUAGACCAAAAAGGUCCAGCUCGCACCACCCUCCCCCGACGUCUUUUAAUCUAGGGCACCUUGAUUUUCAGAAAUCAAUACUGGGUUAUGGUUUUCCCGGCAUACCAGGAUCAAACGGCAUGCCGGGAAUGCCCGGUGUUCCGGGGCCGCAAGGACCACAGGGAAGGGAAGGUGCAAAAGGACAAACCGGUGAUAAAGGAUCGCAAGGAAUGCUGGGUCCAAGAGGAGACAAAGGGCGCGAAGGGCCUCUCGGGAAGAGUGGACCGCCAGGAAUCAAGGGAAUAAAAGGUGAAAAGGGACUUGUGGGGAUAAAAGGAGAGCGAGGCAUCGUGGGAAAUCAAGGAAGAAAAGGAGACAAAGGAGAGAAAGGAGAAAGCGUCAAAGCAAGUCAAGCAAGUGUAGUACCACAAACCAACUGGAAACAAUGUGUGUGGAAAUCAGAGAGCCACACUGAUAACGGAAAGAUUAAGGUAAACAAGGAACGGGCUCAAUGAGACAACACCCCAGAUUUUUGUUAAAGAUUUUUUAACAACAUUUUACAGCUAUAGGAAGAUAAAUUUUCCUACCACUUUCAACUUUUAAUUCCGCUCCCCGCCAAAGCCGUAUUAAAAAUAACAAUAGAAAGCAGUUCACUACUUUUGGUUUUAUUUCAGGAUUGCAGCUUCAACAAAUUGAAGGCAGAUACAGCUCUUAAAGUUUCGUACCAGGGAAAUGUGAGAAUGUCUAGUGAUGCGAAGUGUAUUCGAUUGUACUUCAAAUUCAAUGGAAAUGAAUGCAGUGGACCAAUGACGAUCGAGGCUGGCGUAUACAGUGACUGGCCUGGGAGUAUCCCAAACCUUCAUCACCAUCGGUCAUUUGAGGGCUACUGCGAAAACAUUCCUAAAGGAACGGUUCGGGUGGAAUUAUGGGUAGGUCAGUGUGGUAGCCAUAGUUUGGGCGACGCUUACACCGGUUGGAUUUUGGUGUCCCGUAUAAUGAUUGAAGAAGUAUCCAGGCCGCAGUCAUAG
Molecule: messenger RNA, 1725 nt
Organism: Porites lobata
Lineage: Eukaryota; Metazoa; Cnidaria; Anthozoa; Scleractinia; Poritidae
Source: the annotation of a GenBank genome assembly